Messenger RNA from Striga hermonthica, 2208 nucleotides. The record is from the annotation of a GenBank genome assembly. NCBI's taxonomy places the organism in Eukaryota, Viridiplantae, Streptophyta, Magnoliopsida, Lamiales, Orobanchaceae.
AUGCCCGCUCAACGGCUACCCAAAAACGAGAAUUAUAAGCUCCGAAAGCUGAACGCUGCUCGGACAACCCCACCAAAGACUAGGGCCAAAGCUCAAUCUGAUUCAUGUGGCCUCCCUUCGACCGACAGUGUUAGUUCUUCAACCAAUAACAAUGUUAAGUGUUCAAAGUUAGAAUUUACCAAUGAGAUUAAUGAAAGAGAAAGUGAAAUGCCGGUUAAAGGUGCAAAAAAUGUGUCGGCUGUGCCAUUGAAAAGUCUACCGCCAGUUAAUGUGAUUUGUGACCCUAAAAGUUCAGUCCGGCGUGGGAAAAAAAGAACUAAAGAGAGUGGGAAUGAGGCUCGUUCGCAAAGAGAGUUAUGGAAGCACAACUCAAAAAAACUGGCUGCACUUCUGUCCGAGGCUAAAAGCUACUUGGAUGCCUUUGAUGUCAAGUUUUCCAACCCAUCAUACAACUUGCGUAAACGCACGUCGACUGGAGAAAAUAAUGUGCAAGAGAAUUUAGAUGCAAAUCAGACCAAUUCGGAAAAUUAUGAAGAUGAAGUUUGCAUUUUAUCGCAUGAAGAGUGGACCAAGUUGCAAUCGUGCCUCAGUGGGAAGUCUAAUGGUGUCAAAGGAAUGAAAUCUGGGCAACAACGUAAAGAUGAUACUGAUAUUGAACCAACAGUAACUAAAGGCGGAGAAAAAAAUCACGUCCUUGGCUUAACAGAUUCGGAUAAUUGUGCAUCUUUAAAAAGCAAUAACGACCCUAGAUUCUACGACCACAAUCGGAAGGACCUAAUCAAUCUGAGUAUCGUGAAGCAUGAGGAGCCCGAGGGGGUCAAGGUGAUGAAGGCCUUGAGGUUGUUCGAAAAGUACUAUAACAAAUCCGCAAAAGAGCAAAAAACCGCAUAUAACCAUCUCGAAGCCGCUGACCGCUUGAAGAGAGAAGGCAAGUACCUUCUACACGAAAAGCCCUUUGGCCACAUUCCGGGCGUCGAAAUCGGCGACGAGUUCCGGUUUCGGUCACAACUCGCGGUUAUUGGCCUCCAUCGCCAGUUAAUUGGUGGUAUAGAUCACGUGACAGUUGAUGGGAAGAAGUAUGCGGUUAGUGUGGUUGACUCGGGCCGUUACGAUAACACGUCAAAAACACCUGAUGUGUUGGUGUACACGGGCCAAGGCGGGAACCCAAAGAUCGUCGACAACUCGUCUGACCAAAAACUAGAGAGGGGAAAUCUUGCACUGAUGAAUAGCAUGUCGGCGAGGUAUCCCGUUCGGGUCACCCACAAACGGAAGAGCCGGGAGGGACCUUACGUGUACGAAGGGCUUUACACGAUAAACAACGUUUGGCAAGAAAAGGAUAACCGGACGAGCAAUCUUGUGUUCAAGUUUGAACUGCACCGGAUGCCCGAGCAGCUCUCAUCGGAAAAAGUCGAGAGGCGCGUCUGCAUAUCAAAUGAUAUUUCCCUCGGAAAGGAGAAAAUGCCGAUACGUGUGGUGAACGAGGUCGAUGAUCAGGAGCCACCGACGUUCGUUUACAUCACGCGCAUGGUUUAUCCCGAAUGGUAUGAGCGAAUCGAGCCGUCUGGUUGUGCUUGCUUGAACGGAUGCUCGGAUUCCCGUCCGUGCCCAUGUGUCGUGAAAAAUGGGGGAGAGAUCCCUUACAAUGAGAAAGGAGCAAUUUUGCGGAGAAAAGCCCGUAUUUACGAAUGUGGGCCCUUGUGCGGGUGCCCGCCCGCCUGCAUGAAUCGGGUGGGUCAGCAAAAGCUAAGGUAUGAGCUGGAGAUUUUCAAAACCGAGCGCCGGGGUUGGGGAGUGAGGUCGCGUGAGCUCAUCCCAUCGGGAGGUUUCGUGUGCGAGUAUUUGGGUGAGCUCUUGCGGGACAAAGAUGCAGAUUUGAGAGUGGGGCAUGACGAGUAUCUAUUUGACAUAUAUAAUAGCCGUGGUAGGCGUGUUGAUGGGUAUGCUAUAGAUGGGGCGGUUUAUGGGAAUGUGGGGAGGUUCAUUAACCAUAGCUGCUCGCCUAAUGUGUAUGCCCAGGACGUUUGUUAUGACCACACGGAUAAGAGGAUACCACACAUUAUGUUUUUCGCAACUAGGGAUAUCCCGCCAUGGGAGGAGCUUGCUUAUGACUAUAACUAUAAGCCGGACACGGUUCGGGACGCGAAUGGGAAUAUUAAGACCAAGGACUGCUUCUGUGGUUCUCGCCAGUGCAGAGGGAGGUUGUACUAG